ACACUUAUCUUUCCAAAAUUUAAGUCAUUUUAGGAUGCAAGACCCAACAAUAUUCCCAGGAGUGAAGCCACCACCACAUUUUCCCGAACAAGAACAACUCCAGUGUCCACGUUGUAACUCCAACAACACCAAAUUCUGCUACUACAACAACUACAACCUCUCGCAGCCACGCCACUUUUGCAAGAACUGUAGAAGAUACUGGACUAAAGGUGGUGCCUUGAGAAACAUCCCUGUUGGGGGUGGAAGCAGAAAGACCACAAAACGUUCUUCAUCAACCUCAAAACGCUCUUCUGCACCAUCUUCUUCUUCCUCUGCAGUUUCGGAGCCUGACCCGACCCGUAAUUGCACCAACCCGGUUGAUCAAGACCAAAGGGUGCUCAACAUUGGUGGUGGGAGCUUCAGUUCCCUCUUGGCUUCAUCUGGGCACUUUGGAACCCUCCUGGAGGGUCUGAAUCCAACUGGGUCGAGUCUCAAAAUGGGUGAAUUUGGGGAGGGUGUGAGUUCUGAUCCGGGUUUGAAUUUGGUUUCGGGUCAAAACCCGGGUUUGCAGGUGCAGAGUACUAAUGGGAGGUCAGAGAGUUUUCUAGGUUUGCAAAAUGGUGAUUCAAGCUGUUGGAAUGGUACCCAUGGCUGGUCUGAUCUUGCAAUAUACACACCUGGCCCAAGUUUUCAAUAGAAGCUUGGUGAAACAAGUUUGAGGCUUUUCGGCUUAAAUGCUUAAUCCAUCUUCUCAAUUAUGGUGAUUGGUCUUAUAUAUAUAUACAUUCAUACUAUGGUUGUGUUUUUUCUUGGGUACAGAAAAGUUUAGGUGAGUUUGAUCCUGGGAAAUUCAUUCAAGGCUUCACAGUUCAAAAAGCGCUUAAUGUACAUGAUAUUCUAAUUCACGUUCUGGUGAAAUAUGAAUUCUAUCUUGCCAAUUGGAUCAAUCUUCGUUCACAUUUAUUAUAUGAUUGUGUAAAGAGUUAUAUAAUUUGAUCAAGCCUAUGGAUAGCAUGCUAUGGAGGAUCAUACAUACCACCAGAAUGUCACUAAAGCAGCAUCCUUUAGGUAAUUUUUUUUUUAAAAAAAAUCUUUUAUAUGCUUGUGAUGGGUGUUCUUCAAAGUUGCUAUCACUUAUGAAAAUUUGAAAGACAAAGGAAGGCAUUUGUUUGUGAGGAUGUGAGAUGUUAUUACUGUAAUUUGGUAUAUGGAAGUUUACAUGGACAAGUUGUUGUGUGUUGUUGACUUGUUGUGCAUUAUAUUUAGAUAUUUAAGGGGAUGUGGGGAUGAUAUGGAGAAAAUCUAAAGUACACCCUUUGAAGUUGUAUCUUGUUUGUAUCUUAUCAAUGGAGGACCUGACAACUGACAACUUGUUUCUUUGCUCUUAUGUUCCGUCCUGGUCAAUGUUUUCAGAUUCACCUUCUCAUUCUUGUUAACUUAUUCAAAACUCAACGAUGUAAACUUUGGUGUUAUUUAAUAAUACAUUUAUUUUAACUUCA
Messenger RNA from Glycine soja, 1478 nucleotides. RefSeq names its product dof zinc finger protein DOF3.1-like. The transcript has a single exon. NCBI's taxonomy places the organism in Eukaryota, Viridiplantae, Streptophyta, Magnoliopsida, Fabales, Fabaceae. Gene Ontology annotation, molecular function: DNA binding; DNA-binding transcription factor activity. Gene Ontology annotation, biological process: regulation of DNA-templated transcription. The coding region runs from base 35 to 676 and encodes 213 amino acids. The record is from RefSeq and is a predicted model, not a curated record.